CUGGUGCGGUGAGUAUAGUGGGUGGUGGUAGCAGCAGUGGUAGCAGGGCCCUCCCUCUGUCUCUGCAGAUAAAUACUCGCAGCCUGCCUAUUCCAGGCAUGGAUGACGGUUGCACCCAGACAUGGCACUGCGACAUUAUACUCUCGACUUCAACCUCUCUACGGCAGCUGACCCUGCUAAGACCGUUCCCGAUCUACUGUCCAUAUUUAAUGAGCAGGAAAUGACAGAGACUGUCCAUGACACAAAUGGGCAUGGAUACCUUGCGACUCUCGUUGGCAAGAAUGGGCGGCUUGCUAUUCUGCGUGUGCACUCCCAUGGUUUGGUGACCAUUGAUCUGCAGUGUUACGAAGAGGAUAACAUUGCACAACUAGACAAUCUUUUAAAUGCACUGGAAAAGGAGCUGAAGGUUCUCUUAAAUGGCAAUAUUACGAGAGUUAAAAGGCUCCCAGCCCUCGUACGAGGAGCGAAGAUUGACCGAUACCUGCCCACAACUGACAAAAGAAUGAUUGAGUACGACAUUGACCAGGUGGUGUAUGAAGAAGAUUCUGAAUACCAAAACAUAAAAAUAUUGCACUCGCAACAGUUUGGAAAUAUCCUCGUACUCAAUGACGACAUCAACCUGGCAGAGAGCGAUUUUGCCUACACCCAAGCCAUCAUCGGUAGCGGAAAAGAGAAUUAUGCUGGAAAAGAGGUGCUGAUAUUAGGAGGAGGCGACGGAGGCAUCCUUGCCGAGCUGGUCAAACAAAAGCCAAAGAUGAUCACCAUGUUGGAGAUUGACCAGAAGGUGAUAGAUGGGUGCAAAACACACAUGAGACGAACUUGCGGCAAUAUCCUUGAUAACCUGAAGGGAGACUGUUACCAAAUACUAGUUGAGGACUGUGUCCCUGUGCUGAAGAAGUAUGUCCAGGAAGGAAGGAUGUUUGACUACGUUAUUAAUGACCUCACUGCAGUCCCGAUAUCCACGGAGCCAGAAGAAGACUCUACGUGGGAUUUCCUGCGUCUCAUCUUAGAUCUGUCGAUAAAAGUCCUGCAUCCCUCUGGGAAAUAUUUCACACAGGGUAACAGCGCGAACAUGACAGAAGCACUGAGUCUGUAUGAGGAACAGCUGGGAAAACUCUCAUGUCUGGUGGACUUCUCCAAAGAGGUGGUGUGUGUGCCCUCCUACCUGGAGCUAUGGGUUUUCUACACCGUGUGGAAGAAGUAAAGACCACCAGUCUCUCUGCUUGAGUCCCCAGCGGCUGGAAUGUUAACGCUUCUGCCCUUCUCUGCUGUAGGCCCAAGGGGUGUGUUCAGACUGAAUGUGACAAGAAAAUUAGAGGCAACACAAAGCUUGGUUAGAUGCAUUGUUGUGGCGCCUUGAAAAGGGAGUGGAUCGGGAGAAAUAUUACAAAACAAUUCGCAAUUUUACUUGUACUUCAUACUUCAACAGGGAAAUCUCCCUCACAAGGCAGUCUGUGCUUGUUGUUAUUGAGCUUCAGCUAACUGACUGACUACACGCAACGGUACUUUAAUUGGGUGUUUUGGUUCACAAGCCAUGGACUUAAAAAAAAACACUCCAGCUGUCUGGGUUUGUGUUCCUGGGAGAUGUAAAUGUCCCGGACAAAUUGGAGGAAUUCCAGUCCAGAGUUAUGUGUUUACUGAGCUUAAAAAACGCUUUCAAGUAGACCGCUGAUGCUGUGCAUCAACAACCCAAUGUCAGUGUUUGACGACCUGGCAGUGAUACUCAACAGCCUCCACCUUCAAUGCAAUUCAAAACUGUGCUUAGUGGGAAUUAUUUUAUGACCAGGGAGAUUUAAAUAAGUCAGACUUCAACAGAUUUUCCCAGUAAAAUAAAUGUAAUUACCAGAGAUCCUGGUGGUCAAGUUUCUCUGAAUAAAUCAAGAUGAAAAUGGACUUUGUGCUCAGUCUGAACACACCCUCAGGGGCACAAUAAUGAUUUUAUGAUCCCCACUCUAUGAACCCCAUCCAACUCUUAUCCUCCUAUCCUCUUCCUGUUUUAGUUGUGUUUUACCAUGUUUUGCUCAACUUAUCAGUUGUAUCUGGUUUGUGUUGAUUUCGAAUGUCCAUUUGCAUGUACUCUGAAGGAACUGUUAGAUGUUUGAACAGUGAAUUGAUACACUGAUGUUGUGUAACUCCUCUUACAAAAGGCGUGUGUCCUCUUGUUUCCUUUUUAGGUUGUUUUUCUUUACUUUUGAGUUAUGAGCUCAAAUGGUGUGAUAGGGCAAUCUAUAGGCUCAGCACAGCUGAAUUGAGUUGCUUUUAAGCUCUGUAUUUUUUGUUACUCCCUCUCAAAUGUGACUUGAUUUUUUCAGGUUGUAUCGAGACAAUGUGAUCCUGUCCAGUAAGACCAACGUGUUUGAGUCCAAAUGUGUUUUUAAAAGGGAAACGAUUCCACCACUUUAAUGCCACCUCUGUGCUUGUGCUGUUUAUAUGGCAUGUUUUAUUAGCACCUUUGUUUUCUCCUGAUAUAUUUUAAGUUUUUUAAGACUAUUAGGUGCAUGUAAAGGACAGUGAAUGUAGCUUGCAUAUAAAGUACACAGCACGUCUAUGCGUGAUGGACCCUGUGGGACUGAGUUACAUUUAUUUAUUCAAUAUAAUUUCACCAAAUGCUGUUAUGUCCCACAUGAGAUCAUUUUUGUGACCAUCUGCAAUUAAACUGUUCUUGGGGGGAAAAUG
This is a messenger RNA of Acanthopagrus latus (yellowfin seabream), 2676 nucleotides long. RefSeq names its product spermine synthase (gene sms). The transcript is spliced from 11 exons. Gene Ontology annotation, biological process: spermine biosynthetic process. NCBI's taxonomy places the organism in Eukaryota, Metazoa, Chordata, Actinopteri, Spariformes, Sparidae. The record is from RefSeq and is a predicted model, not a curated record. Bases 122 to 1204 code for a protein of 360 amino acids. Gene Ontology annotation, molecular function: spermine synthase activity.